Messenger RNA from Heteronotia binoei (common prickly gecko), 768 nucleotides. RefSeq names its product Golgi-associated RAB2 interactor protein 1B-like. NCBI's taxonomy places the organism in Eukaryota, Metazoa, Chordata, Lepidosauria, Squamata, Gekkonidae. The record is from RefSeq and is a predicted model, not a curated record. The transcript is spliced from 4 exons. Bases 127 to 768 code for a protein of 213 amino acids. Gene Ontology annotation, cellular component: nucleus.
CGGUCCCUUUGGAUCAGCCCUUGCUGGCCGGCCAGCUCAGCCGGAGAGGACCAGGGCUGGAGCCUUGCCUUCCGUGGAGGGCCGUGAGGCAUGCUUCCCUCUUGACUUCCGCUCCCAGGCGCCCCCAUGGCCACUGGGCCCUUGGCCUGCACCCCAGCGGCUGGCCAGAGAUCGGCCUGGGAGGAAGGGCGACUCCACCAGCUGCUGCAUUCCCCUGAUUACAACCUUUUCCCCAACUCGGCUGUCUUCGAGAGCGACUUUGUGCAGGUCACAAAGAAGGGGAAAUGGGUGGACUUCACAAAUAUGCCCUCCGUAGUCUCCGUGGGGGUGACCUCCUCUGACCCCUGCCUCCCCCUCCCCAAUGUGCUGCUGAUGGCCCGGCGGAAGACGCUCGACAAAGGCUUUGCGGCCGGGGACAGCCAGACCCCCACGGAGCAGCCCACCAUGGAGCUGAGCAGGCUGCUCCCCCUCCGCUACGUCCGGCUGUCCGUCCACCGCUCUGCCCAGCGGAUCCUGCGCCUCCAAACGGUGACCCGGAAAGUGUACUACCUGCAGCUGCACCGGGAUUACCCCAAGGCCGUCUUUCGGCUGUGGAGCCACUUGGCCGACAUCCUGAAGAGGGGCCUCUCCACCACCCCCAAGGACCCCGCCCUCCACAUCGCGCACAGCCUGGUGCCCAGCGGCAGCAGCCCCUCCGGCAGCUCCUCCGGUGAGGGCUUCCGGAGCCUCGGGAAGCCUCGGCAAAGUCAGGAAGGCAGCGGGACGUGA